GUCGUUUGAGGUUGUGUUUUGCACAACUACCAUCAAAACGUAAAUGUGAUAUAUUUUGACAGCUCAAGAGGUGACAAACGCAUCGCAAACGUUCUGAAAUAAAUUUUUGCCGAAUAUCUGUGAAUUUCAUAUUUUAUUCGUAUAGAAAGUUGAUUGAAUAAUAAAAAACAUGGCAAAUAUAUCGGCGGCUGCUUUAGCCAAUAGAAAUAAGAAACAUUUUCUCGGUGUUCCGGCUCCGUUGGGUUAUGUUGCUGGUGUUGGUAGAGGUGCUACCGGUUUCACCACUCGGUCUGAUAUUGGUCCAGCCCGAGACGCAAACGAUGUAUCUGAUGAUCGACAUGCACCGCCAGCAGCCAAACGAAAAAAGAAAGAAGAAGAAGAGGAGGAUGAUGAAGAUUUGAAUGAUUCCAAUUACGAUGAGUUUAGUGGCUACAGUGGUUCAUUGUUCUCAAAAGAUCCAUACGACAAAGAUGAUGCAGAGGCAGACGCCAUCUACGAAGCUAUCGACAAGCGAAUGGAUGAAAAACGCAAGGAAUAUCGAGAGAAACGAUUGAAGGAGGAUUUGGAGCGAUACCGUCAAGAACGGCCAAAGAUUCAACAGCAAUUCUCCGAUUUAAAACGUAACUUGGGCGAGGUGACCUUAGAAGAAUGGUCGACAAUACCAGAAGUCGGUGACAGUCGUAAUCGUAAGCAGCGUAAUCCGCGUGCGGAAAAAUUCACGCCAUUACCCGAUAGUGUAUUGUCACGUAAUUUGGGUGGUGAAACUUCAGCGAGUAUUGAUAAUCGAUCGGGAUUGUUGACACCAGGUGUGGCCACACCGGGAAUGUUGACACCAACUGGCGAUUUGGAUUUGCGAAAAAUCGGUCAAGCCCGUAACACAUUGAUGAAUGUGAAACUGUCUCAAGUUUCUGACUCGGUCACCGGCCAAACGGUUGUCGAUCCAAAAGGUUAUCUAACCGAUUUACAAUCGAUGAUUCCCACCUAUGGCGGUGAUAUAAAUGAUAUCAAAAAGGCUCGACUUUUGCUAAAGAGUGUCCGUGAAACGAAUCCAAAUCAUCCGCCCGCGUGGAUUGCAUCGGCUCGAUUGGAAGAAGUGACGGGAAAAGUGCAAAUGGCUCGAAAUUUAAUCAUGCAAGGUUGCGAAAUAAAUCCGAAAAGUGAAGAUUUAUGGUUGGAAGCAGCACGUUUACAACCACUUGAUACCGCAAAAGCAGCCAUUGCUCAAGCCGCACGUCACAUUCCGACAUCCGUUCGUAUUUGGAUCAAAGCGGCCGACCUGGAAACUGAACUAAAAGCCAAGCGUCGUGUUUUCCGUAAGGCUCUUGAACAUAUCCCAAACUCGGUUCGUUUAUGGAAAGCUGCCGUUGAACUGGAAAACCCAGACGAUGCACGAAUUCUACUAUCACGUGCAGUCGAAUGCUGUAACACAAGCGUUGAAUUGUGGUUAGCUCUGGCUCGUCUGGAAACCUAUGAAAAUGCCCGAAAAGUUCUUAACAAAGCACGUGAAAAUAUCCCAACAGAUAAACAAAUCUGGAUGACUGCUGCGAAAUUAGAAGAAGCAAAUGGUAAUAUUCACAUGGUAGAGAAGAUUGUGGACCGUGCUUUGUCAUCCCUAUCGGCCAAUGGAGUUGAAAUCAAUCGUGAAAAUUGGUUCCAAGAAGCAAUCGAAGCAGAAAAAUCGGGAGCCGUUCAUUGUUGUCAAGCAAUCAUCAAGUCAAUUAUCGAAAGUGGAGUCGAAGAAGAAGAUCGCAAACAAACCUGGAUCGAUGAUGCGGAUUUCUGUGCCUCGAAAGGUGCAUAUGAUUGUGCUCGUGCCGUGUAUGCCCAUGCGCUUCAAGUAUUUCCAUCAAAGAAGAGUAUUUGGUUGCGGGCUGCAUAUUUUGAGAAGAAUCAUGGAACACGAGAAAGUUUGGAGACUCUUUUGCAGCGGGCUGUUGCACAUUGCCCAAAGUCUGAGGUAUUAUGGUUAAUGGGUGCCAAAUCAAAGUGGUUAGCCGGCGAUGUGCCAGCUGCACGUGGUAUUCUAUCCUAUGCAUUUCAGGCUAAUCCAAAUUCUGAAGAUAUUUGGCUGGCUGCCGUCAAAUUGGAAUCAGAAAAUGCCGAAUAUGAGCGAGCUCGCCGCUUGCUUGCAAAAGCAAGAGCAUCGGCGCCUACUCCACGUGUCAUGAUGAAAUCAUCCAAACUUGAAUGGGCUUUGAUUAAUCUAUCAGAAGCAUUGAAAUUACUUGAUGAAGCGGUCAAAGUGUUUCCAGACUAUGCAAAACUAUGGAUGAUGAAAGGGCAGAUUGAGGAACAGCAAAAUCGCCUUGAAUCGUCUGCCACCACAUACUCAACGGGUGUCAAGAAGAAUCCAAAUUCAAUUCCACUGUGGCUUUUGAUGUCGGGGUUGGAAGAGAAGCGUGGUGCAUUGACCAAAGCUCGUUCGGUACUCGAACGGGCGCGUUUGAAAAAUCCAAAAACACCAUUACUAUGGUUGGAGGCUGUUCGAAUUGAAUUACGCGCUGGACUUGCCGAAAUGGCACAAACAAUAAUGGCAAGAGCUCUGCAGGAAUGUCCACAAUCGGGCGAACUAUGGGCCGAGGCGAUAUUCAUGGAAUCAAGACCACAACGAAAAACUAAAUCUUUUGAUGCAUUAAAGAAAUGUGAACAUAAUCCGCAUGUUCUGCUGGCUGUUUCAAAAUUAUUUUGGUCGGAACAAAAGACUCAAAAAGCAAGAGAUUGGUUUAAUCGAACUGUUAAAAUCGAUCCAGACUUGGGCGAUGCUUGGGCAUAUUUUUAUAAAUUUGAACUAAAUUACGGAACCGAAGCGCAACAAAAUGAAAUUAUCGAGCGAUGUAAUGCAGCCGAGCCAAAACAUGGCGAGGAAUGGUGUAAAGUAAGCAAAAAUAUCAGCAAUUGGUGUUUCAAAACAACGGACAUUCUCAAAGCGGUCGUUAAAACUUUACCUACACCAACAUGAAUAAAAACUUUGCUUAAUUUUUUUUAUUCAUUAGAUUUUAAUAUUUGAUUUGGAAUAAAUUCAAUGAAAUAAAGAGAAAAUAAUUUUAGUUCCAUUGAAA
This is a messenger RNA of Sitodiplosis mosellana (orange wheat blossom midge), 3059 nucleotides long. It is a transcript of the gene Prp6, whose product is annotated as pre-mRNA-processing factor 6. Bases 170 to 2959 code for a protein of 929 amino acids. Gene Ontology annotation, molecular function: protein binding. The record is from RefSeq and is a predicted model, not a curated record. NCBI's taxonomy places the organism in Eukaryota, Metazoa, Arthropoda, Insecta, Diptera, Cecidomyiidae. Gene Ontology annotation, biological process: mRNA splicing, via spliceosome; spliceosomal tri-snRNP complex assembly. Gene Ontology annotation, cellular component: catalytic step 2 spliceosome; U4/U6 x U5 tri-snRNP complex. The transcript is spliced from 5 exons.